This is a messenger RNA of Kwoniella botswanensis, 1125 nucleotides long. RefSeq lists its product as uncharacterized. Gene Ontology annotation, cellular component: nucleus. The record is from RefSeq and is a predicted model, not a curated record. The transcript is spliced from 2 exons. Gene Ontology annotation, molecular function: zinc ion binding; DNA binding. The coding region runs from base 1 to 1125 and encodes 374 amino acids. Gene Ontology annotation, biological process: DNA-templated transcription. Lineage: Eukaryota; Fungi; Basidiomycota; Tremellomycetes; Tremellales; Cryptococcaceae.
AUGUGUGCAAUAUCAUUUAGGUUCCUGGAUUCAGCCGAUAACUCUCACAGCGAUGGAGGAUCACAAGCUUUCACAUUAGCAAAAGAAAUUGUGGCCGAUAUAAUGGUUGAUAUACAGGAAUUUUCGGAAGCGAGACUGGCGACCAUUCUAUUGAUGGCUCAACAUGAACACGAAUCGGGUAGGUAUGGAAGUAGUUGGAUGCUCAUUCCAAUGGCUGUUAGGAUGGCUUUCACUCUAAGGUUGAAUCUCGAGCUUGAUGAUUCGUACCCAUGGAAAUACAGGGAAACCAGGAGAAGAUUGAUGUGGGCUACGUUCUGCCUCGAUAAAAUGACUUUCGGCGGUAUUAGCGAGUUCUCUUCGAUUGAGACACGAAGAAUGAAGAUUGACCUGCCGUCGCCUAAUCACAAUUUUGAAAAUGAUAUUCCAGUGCCUGGGAGAACUUUGGGGGAAGUUCAAUCAGCCGCUGAUACAAGCACUAAUUCGCAGAUUGAUCAAGAUGGCUUAGUGAGCAGGUAUAUCAGGCUGACAGACAUACGCAGCGAUGUUCUCUCAUACACCAAAAACCUGUCCGAGAACGCCAGCUUAGCCUGGGAGCAAGAUUCGCCGUUCCAGCUAUGUUUCCAACGCUUACAACAAUGGCAAGAUAGCCUACCGCCUCUUCUUAUCUUCAGUCUUUCGAAUCUACAACACGGUCAAGAAGAUGUGAUAGCUUUAUUCUAUCUCCAUAUCUUCUACCACCAAAUACACUGCGACUUGUACCGCAUGACUCUGCCAGGAUUCAGAGAAUCCGCCCCACCUGAAUACCUGGCUCGGGCUCCCGUAGGAUGGGUCAAUAGAACUCGUGACGCUUGUUACUUGCAUGCUGUAGAAAUCAUCAAGAAGAUCUCAUUCAUGGCUGAGCACUUUGACCAUUUCAUUCCCAAUGAUUCUGUUUUGAUCAUCUUUGUGUAUGAAUGUAUUCGAAAUCAGAUUCAAUACAUCAAGAUAACAUAUCCGGGUGGUCCAAGCAGGGAAGAUCAUCAGCAAGUCAGCACAGGAUUCGAAAUGAUCAUGGAUGUCGCAGGCAGGACAGUGAAAUAUUUCGGCAGGAUUUGGCGAGCAGUGAGUCCAAAUACCAAACUCUGA